Eremomyces bilateralis CBS 781.70 is the source of this 1650-nucleotide messenger RNA. RefSeq lists its product as uncharacterized. Gene Ontology annotation, molecular function: nucleic acid binding; zinc ion binding. The transcript has 3 exons. Bases 1 to 1650 code for a protein of 549 amino acids. The record is from RefSeq and is a predicted model, not a curated record. Lineage: Eukaryota; Fungi; Ascomycota; Dothideomycetes; Eremomycetales; Eremomycetaceae. Gene Ontology annotation, cellular component: preribosome, large subunit precursor. Gene Ontology annotation, biological process: ribosomal large subunit biogenesis.
AUGGCUUCCACUACUAGCCAGGAGAGUCGACCGGCCUCCCAUCCUUUUACUUGCAACACCUGUCAGGUCGCUUUCAGGACAAGUGAGGCGCAGAGAGGCCAUAUGCAAAGCGACUGGCAUCGUUACAACUUGAAGCGUAGAAUAGCGUCGUUGCCUCCAUUAUCGUCCGAAAUAUUUGCGGAAAAGGUCCUCGCCAACAAAGCAUCGCAAGCGGCGGUCGCUGCCAAGGCGGCGUUCACGAGAGAUUGCGCUGCAUGCCAGAAGACGUACUACAGCGACAACGCAUACAAGAACCACUUAGCGAGCCAGAAGCACCGGCAGAAUGAAUUCCGCAUGCGCCCGGGUAGCGUGGGUGACUCGAUGAUGAGCUCGGAGUUUUCCAUUCCGGACAAUACCGACUCCGCAUCCGUGCAGACGACAUCGACAGUGAGGGAAGACCAGGUGGAUCCAGCGGCCGAGGACGAGUUCACAGAAGUGGUGGACACUCUAAAAGGAACCAAUCUGGGAGAGAAGAGCGGAGAUGCACUGCCACGACGACCAAGCCGACCACAUCACUCCGCAGGGCCAGAAGAGGAUCGCCCGGAGCAUCCAAUCUCGCCGGCGACGGUGCUGCAUACGAAGUCGAAUAUUCUAGGCUCAUCCCCAGCGAAAGCCGAUCCGCUCCUCAACUGCCUCUUCUGCAAUCUGUACUCACCUACAGUGGAUUUGAACAUCCUUCAUAUGCAGAAGUACCAUGGCAUGUUCAUUCCCGAAAAGGAUUACCUGGUCGAUCUUCCCGGCUUGAUCCUUUAUCUUCGGGAGAAAAUCAAUGUCGCCAAUGAAUGUCUUUACUGCGGUACGCUGAAGCGCACCGCCGAAGCCUGCCAGACACACAUGCUAGACAAAGGACACUGCAUGAUCGCAUUUGGCACCGAAGACGAGCAAUUGGAAAUCAGCGACUUCUACGACUUCACCACCACCUAUUCCGACGACGAAGACGAAGACACUGGCGAAGAAGAUGAGGCGGCCAGCCACGCAUCCUGGGAAACCUCGUCCACCCUCUCCUCUGUCCCCACCGAAGAGAUCACGUCCGUGGCCAUCGACCAGACCCACCGCUACUCCACCCUCGACCAACAUCAUCACCACACGCACGACGAUCCCCGUCCGCAUAGGAACCUCGACGGCUUCCAUUCCCGUGCCCACGCCGGCCACGUUCCUAAAGCUGUGUUCUUCGACGAUGUCGAGAUGCAUCUUGGCAAUGGCAAGAGCGUUGGCCACCGUUCUUGGCAGCGCGUCUGGCGACAGCGGCUUGGCGGGCGCAACCGUCCUGCCGAGUCCGCUCAAGGAGCCUUGGCAGACGCGGAGGGUGACGUCAGCAUGGGCGACGAGGGUGAGGCGGCCGACGAUAGCCGUGAUUCGGGCGCCUUGACGAGGCGGGAGCGUCGGGAGGAGCUGUUCCAUCGUGGGAGGAUGGGACACCCUUCGGACGCGUUGACGAGGGCGAAUGACGGGCCUGGGAUGACGGGAGUGACGGGGCAGAAGAAGAGGGAGGUGGUGGAAGAGGAGAAGAGGUCGAGACGGACGGAGCAGAAGGAGAGGAGUAAGUAUCUGGCCAUCAAGGAAAGGAAAGGGAAUAUGCAGAAGCAUUUCAGGGAUCCUCUACUGCAGUGA